Molecule: messenger RNA, 492 nt
Organism: Colletotrichum orchidophilum
Lineage: Eukaryota; Fungi; Ascomycota; Sordariomycetes; Glomerellales; Glomerellaceae
Exons: 2
Coding region: 1-492 (163 amino acids)
Source: RefSeq, a predicted model, not a curated record
AUGAAGUCAUGUUCAAGGUGGCCCUCCACGUCGCAUCUCACCUUUUUGAUUUUCACCGAUGAUGGGGGCCGAGUAAGCCGGGUACCGAAAACAACGCAGACAAGAGCCAGAGCCGCAAGGCCGGCGAGCCUAUCAACUUUACGCAAAGAAACGAGGAUCGCCAGAACACAGCGCACGAGGUCGGUUACUCGGCAGGCUCUACUCGUUUUCAUUACAGGCCUUCAGAGUCAGUCAUCAUUUGAGUGUGCCGCUACCGUUGCCGAUGCCGUGCGUGCCUCUCCCGUCCCAUCUGUCCAUUUCGGAGAGAGCGCAACAAACGAUCCUGGGGCACGACUCAUCGACUGGUGCCGUCCAUGUUACUCUGUAGUAGCCAUGUCACCAUGUGCGUGUGCUGGCACUUUGUACGGUCCGGGACACGCCCUGGCAAAUUCAGGGAGAGAAGAAGCUUGCGGCCUACCAUGUUUGAAUCGAGACGCCCACCCGCUGCAUUAA